CAACUCCACUCCGUUGGACGACAUCGAUCUCUACGCAAUCAUCAUGGCAACGCUACAUAUAUAAGUACAAGCAAACAUGCAAUACCAACGACCAGAAAAGCCGUCUCCCGUCGCCCCGCGUAUCAUCAUACACGGCGGCGCGGGAAACAUAACUCGACAGAACUUGUCACCAGAAUCGUAUCAAGUCUACCGCCAUGCUCUUCUCUCCAUCCUCAAGCGUGCACGGGCGCAGCUUCCGAACCCUCAAGCAUCUGCACUCGAUGUUGCCACAUAUGCAGUCUCACUUCUCGAGGAGAAUCCGCUCUUCAACGCCGGACGAGGUGCAGUGUUUACCACAGAAGGCACUCACGAGCUCGAAGCUUCCGUCAUGGUGAGCACCGGAUACCGAAAGCGAGGUGUUGGUGUAAUGAAAGUACGAACGGCUAAAAGCCCGAUCAAGCUGGCGAGAGAGAUGUUAUUGCGAGGAGAGCUGGACGAUGGUGGUGGUGCUCACGCCCAUAAUCAGCUAGAAGGCGAGACCUGCGAUCGUCUGAACCACGAUUGGGGCUUGGAGUCUGUGAAGCCGAGUUACUUUUGGACGCGAAGAAGAUGGGAUGAGCACCGAAUAGGUCUUGGUCUUCCGCACGAUAAUGACACUUACCGAAAGCACAAGCAAUUGGCCGAUGGCGACGAUUCCCUCCCAGAGAAAGAUGAGUUGCAAGUAGAUCCACAGACUUGGGACGAUCCGAGCUGGAAUGGCAGUGACUAUCUACCUCAGGGUACUGUAGGCGCUGUGGUACUUGACAGCUCAGGCGUGCUCUGCGUAGCAACCUCAACUGGUGGUUUGACCAACAAGCUGCCCGGUCGGAUUGGAGACACGCCUACAUUGGGCGCAGGCUUUUGGGCGGAGCAAUGGCAAGAGAGAAAGCCACAAGAAGACAACCUGUCAACAAGUUGGCUGCAAGCAUGUUUGCCUAAUUUCACGAGCUAUACAGCACUAGACAUGGCCCCUGAGAGUACCUUCCGAGCAGUAGCAAUGUCAGGAACUGGGAACGGCGACAGCUUUCUUCGGACAAAUGCUGCAAGAACCGCAGCAGCUAUUGCACGCUACGCGGAAACAUCUACGAGAAAAAUCUCGCUACAGAACGCUGUCACUGCAGUUGCUGGGCCACAUGGCCAACUACAACAAUCAGCUGGGGACAGGUGGAAGCGAACUGGUGAAGGCGAGGGCGGAAUCAUAGGCAUAGAGCUUAUAGAAGACCGCGGACACAUCGUCUACGAUCACAACUGCGGCGGAAUGUUCCGCGCUUAUGUUGACGACAACGGCCACGCGCACUUUGGUGUCUUCCAAGACGAGAAGAGAACUCUUUAAGGGAAGUGCACAGAGCAAGGUGGCAACAAAAUGUGAAUCAU
Molecule: messenger RNA, 1392 nt
Organism: Cercospora beticola
Lineage: Eukaryota; Fungi; Ascomycota; Dothideomycetes; Mycosphaerellales; Mycosphaerellaceae
Product: isoaspartyl peptidase/L-asparaginase
Cellular component (GO): cytoplasm
Molecular function (GO): beta-aspartyl-peptidase activity; asparaginase activity
Source: RefSeq, a predicted model, not a curated record